Molecule: messenger RNA, 1236 nt
Organism: Homarus americanus (American lobster)
Lineage: Eukaryota; Metazoa; Arthropoda; Malacostraca; Decapoda; Nephropidae
Product: putative protein TPRXL
Exons: 2
Coding region: 1-1236 (411 amino acids)
Source: RefSeq, a predicted model, not a curated record
AUGACAACACUCCUCACUGGAGGCACUGUCAACCAGCUCUCCUCCCUGGAGACAGUCAACCAGCUCUCCUCCCUGGAGACAGUCAACCAGCUCUCCUCCCUAGAGACACAGUUAACCAGCUCUCCUUCCUGGAAACACAGUCAACCAGCUCUCCUUCGUGGAGACACAGUCAACCAGCUCUUCUCCCUGGAGACACAGUCAACCAGCUCUCCUUCCUGGAGACACAGUCAACCAGCUCUCCUCCCUGGAGACACAGUCAACCAGCUGAGACACAGUCAACCUCUCCUUCAAGAGACACAGUCAACCAGCUCUUCUCCUGAGACACAAGACACAGUCAACCAGCUCUCCUCCCCAAGAGACACAGUCAACCAGCUCUCUCCAGUCUGGAGACACAGUCAAGCACAGUCAACCAGCUCUCCUUCCUGGAGACACAGUCAACCAGCUCUCCUCCCUGGAGACACAGUCAACCAACUCUCCCUCCUGGAGACACAGUCAACCAGCUCUCCUUCCUGGAGGCACAGUCAACCAGCUCUACUUCCUGGAGACACAGUCAACCAGCUCUCCUCCCAAGAGACACAGUCAACUAGCUCUCCUCCCAAGAGACACAGUCAACUAGCUCUCCUCCAUGGAGACAGUCAACCAGCUCUUCUCUCAAGAGACACAGUGAACCAGCUCUCCUCCCUGGAGACACAGUCAACCAGCUCUCCUCCUGGAGACAGUCAACCAGCCUCCCAAGAGACACAGUCAACUAGCUCUCCUCCAUGGAGACAGUCAACCAGCUCUUCUCUCAAGAGACACAGUGAACCAGCUCUCCUCCCUGGAGACACAGUCAACCAGCUCUCCUCCUGGAGACAGUCAUCCAGCUCUCCUCCCAAGAGACACAGUCAACUAGCUCUCCUCCAUGGAGACAGUCAACCAGCUCUUCUCUCAAGAGACACAGUGAACCAGCUCUCCUCCCUGGAGACACAGUCAACCAGCUCUCCUCCUUGGAGACACAGUCACCCGGCUCUCCUCCCUGGAGACACAGUCAACCAGCUCUCCUCCUUGGAGACACAGUCAACCAGCUCUCCUCCUUGGAGACACAGUCACCCGGCUCUCCUCCCUGGAGACACAGUCACCCGGCUCUCCUCCCUGGAGACAGUCAACCAGCUCUCCUCCCUGGAGACACAGUCAACCAGCUCUCCUCCUUGGGGACACAGUCACCCAGCACACUUCCAUAAGAACAUAAGAAAAUAA